CGAACGAGGGGAAGGGCGAGACAGAGCUCACAAGGCAGCCACAGCUCCUCCGACAUCCAGCCAGACUGUCGAGUAAUCCGGGAAGAGCAGAACCGACCAGCCGAAGAACCGGAGCCCGUCGUCAGCUUCCCCCUCCUGCUUCUCCGUGAGACUCCCCACACCGCAGCGACAACAUGCGUGAGAUAGUGCACCUGCAGGCCGGGCAGUGCGGGAACCAGAUUGGAGCAAAGUUCUGGGAGGUGAUCAGUGAUGAGCACGGCAUCGACCCAACAGGAAGCUACCAAGGCGACAGUGACCUGCAGCUGGACAGGAUCAAUGUUUACUAUAAUGAGGCUUCAGGUGGGAAGUACGUGCCAAGAUCCAUCUUAGUUGAUCUGGAGCCAGGCACAAUGGACUCAGUCCGCUCCGGCCCUUUCGGACAAAUCUUCAGACCCGACAACUUUGUCUUUGGCCAGAGUGGAGCAGGUAACAACUGGGCAAAGGGCCACUACACAGAGGGCGCCGAGCUGGUGGACUCGGUCCUGGAUGUAGUGAGGAAGGAGGCGGAGAGCUGCGACUGCCUGCAGGGUUUCCAGCUCACACACUCCCUGGGCGGUGGCACCGGCUCUGGUAUGGGAACUCUGCUCAUCAGCAAGAUCCGUGAGGAGUACCCCGAUCGUAUCAUGAACACCUUCAGUGUGGUGCCCUCUCCUAAGGUGUCAGACACCGUGGUGGAGCCGUACAACGCCACCCUGUCUGUCCACCAGCUGGUUGAGAACACAGAUGAGACUUACUGCAUCGACAACGAAGCCCUAUAUGACAUCUGCUUCCGCACCCUCAAACUCACCACACCCACUUACGGAGACCUCAACCACCUGGUCUCUGCCACCAUGAGCGGGGUGACAACUUGCCUGCGUUUCCCUGGUCAGCUCAACGCCGACCUUCGUAAACUAGCCGUCAACAUGGUCCCCUUCCCUCGCCUGCACUUCUUCAUGCCGGGCUUCGCCCCUCUCACCAGCAGAGGCAGCCAACAGUACAGAGCCCUCACUGUGCCUGAACUCACACAACAGAUGUUUGAUGCCAAAAACAUGAUGGCCGCCUGCGACCCGCGCCACGGCCGCUACCUGACCGUGGCCGCCGUGUUCCGUGGCCGCAUGUCCAUGAAGGAAGUGGAUGAGCAGAUGCUCAACGUGCAGAACAAAAACAGCAGCUACUUCGUGGAGUGGAUCCCCAACAACGUCAAGACAGCGGUGUGCGACAUCCCGCCCCGCGGGCUCAAAAUGGCAGCUACCUUCAUCGGCAACAGCACGGCCAUCCAGGAGCUGUUUAAACGCAUCUCUGAGCAGUUCACCGCCAUGUUCCGCCGCAAGGCCUUCCUCCACUGGUACACAGGCGAGGGCAUGGACGAGAUGGAGUUCACUGAGGCGGAGAGCAACAUGAACGACUUGGUGUCCGAGUACCAGCAGUACCAGGACGCCACGGCCGAGGAGGGAGAGUUUGAGGAGGAGGGAGAAGAGGAUUUGGCUUAAGGCUAAAAUCACUCAUCAUUUCUCAUAACUUUGUCAUAACUCCAUCCAUCCUCUCUUUCUCUGACGUUUCUUACACAGUACUUUUCUUUCCCUCUUCACUUCUCCCUGUAAUUCUCCUCCUCUUUCUUUCAUUCACCAUCGUUCCACCAGCCAGAGUACGAUUCACGUCACUAAACUGACUCUCCCAUCUUGGUGCUCAUAUAGGAGUAGCUAAAACAGGUAUGCUCGUGGUGUUUUGUCAGUAGCUUUCUGUUUAUGUUCAUUUAUCACCAUCAGUCAAACAGUACCUGAGCCAAAUAUUCACUGACAAAAAUUUUGAUCAUGUGUCCGAUUUGGCGUUGAUUGAAAUAAAUUUGUUGAAAAAAUA
This is a messenger RNA of Plectropomus leopardus (leopard coralgrouper), 1875 nucleotides long. Its product is annotated as tubulin beta-4B chain-like. Gene Ontology annotation, molecular function: GTP binding; structural constituent of cytoskeleton; GTPase activity. Gene Ontology annotation, cellular component: microtubule. Gene Ontology annotation, biological process: microtubule-based process. NCBI's taxonomy places the organism in Eukaryota, Metazoa, Chordata, Actinopteri, Perciformes, Serranidae. The record is from RefSeq and is a predicted model, not a curated record.